This is a messenger RNA of Argiope bruennichi, 4138 nucleotides long. RefSeq lists its product as uncharacterized. Gene Ontology annotation, biological process: DNA integration. Gene Ontology annotation, molecular function: zinc ion binding; nucleic acid binding. The transcript has a single exon. The record is from RefSeq and is a predicted model, not a curated record. Bases 143 to 4138 code for a protein of 1331 amino acids. NCBI's taxonomy places the organism in Eukaryota, Metazoa, Arthropoda, Arachnida, Araneae, Araneidae.
UUGUUUCCCGUAGUUCUUAGUUUUGUACUUGUUCGGUGUAGUUGUUGUUAUGCUCGUUCGUGCCUGUGCAUCUUAAUACUAAUAAAUGUUCUUUGCGUGUAUGUAAAACGAAUCGUAUCGUCUCUCGGUCUACCUAGCAUACAUGACAAAAGAGUUGGCGACGAGGAUGGGAUCUUCGAACAUUAGUUUUGAAUCUUAUGAUGCGUCUGUGGAAGACUGGUCCAGUUAUGUGGAACGUUUAGAAUCUUACUUCGUUGUUAAUGGGAUCGAAGAUAAAAUGAAAGUCCCUGCUAUUUUAAGCCUUAUGGGAGCAACAACGUAUAAAUUGUUAAAGAAUCUAGCCACUCCCAACAUUCCUUCUGAAUUGACUUAUCAAGAUAUCGUAAAAUUACUUUCGGAACAUUUGAAUCCUAAACCACUGGAGAUGACAGAACGGUUUCGUUUCUACAAGAGGAAGCAAUUUGAAGGUGAGUCCAUUGCAAAUUAUUGUGCCGAAUUUCAAAAACUGUCGAUACACUGUAACUUUGGGAACAAUUUAAGUACGAUGCUUCGUGAUAAAUUGGUGAUGGGUCUCAAAAACGAAAAUAUACAGAAAAAGCUGUUAGCAGAGGAUAAGUUAACAUACGAAAAAGCUAAGAGCAUUGCAUUCGCAAUGGAAUCUGCUCAGAGAGAUGUGCGUGAAAUUCAGAAUCAAAUGGUAUCGAUAAAAAAAUUACAUAGUUCGCAAGAUAAAACUAUCAAAAAAGAUUUUUCUAAAUUUAAGAAAUCUGAACCUACAAAGAAGUUUGAUAAAUCUCGGAAAUGUUACAGAUGUGAUAGUACUCAACAUUUAGCUCACGAAUGUAAGCACAAGAACACUCAGUGUAGGAAUUGCUUAAAGAACGGGCAUUUGGCAAAAGUCUGCCGCUCAAAACGUAACGAAACAGUUAAACAAAUAGAAUCUUGUUCUGAAACUGUACCAGUUAAUAGCGUUAAAUCACCACAACAUGCAAGGGAUAAGAUUUUAUUAGAAAUUUUUGUUGAAGGGAAUAAGUGUUUAUUUGAAUUAGAUACUGGUGCUGCUAUUAGUUGUAUGAAUGUGAAUGAAUUUAAGAAACUUUGUCCGGAUGUAGCCAUUAAGCCUACCAAAUUAUUGCUUAGGAAUUUCGAUAAUUCUAUGAUAACAGCAGCUGGCCAAGCAGUGGUGCAAAUUCAAUACAAAGAUCAAAUUAAUACAGAAACUAUUUAUUUGGUACAUGCAAAAGUAAAUGCAGUUUUUGGUCGUGAAUGGUUGAGAAAUUUCCAAUUAGACUGGAGCUCAAUUAAAGCAGUUCGGGUUGGAAAUUGUAAUUCUCGAACCAAUAAAUUAAAUAUCUUGCUUCAAAAGUAUGAGAACAUUUUUUCUCCGGGUAUCGGGAAACUGGAAAAGUUUUGUUGCCGUCUUCAAAUGAAACCUAAUUACAAACCGGUAUUUUUUAAACCUCGACCAGUACCAUUUGCUUUAAAAGGAAGAAUAGAAACUGAACUUAAGAGGUUAGUUGCAGAAGACAUCAUUGAGCCGGUGACAUAUAGUGAGUGGGCUACACCAAUUGUUCCUGUUAUCAAGCAGAAUGGGAACCUACGAAUCUGUGGUGAUUAUAAGGUGACUAUCAACUCGGGACUAAAAAUUGAGCAGUAUCCUUUACCCCGUAUCGAGGACAUUUUUGCUGAACUGGCAGGAGGGGAGUUCUUUACUAAAAUCGACUUAUCUGAGGCAUACCUUCAAAUGUUAGUUGAUGAGCGGGACCGACAUCUAUUGACGAUCAAUACUCACAAGGGUUUGUUCCGUUACAAGAGAAUGAAUUAUGGUAUAGCCUUAGCUCCGGCAGUGUGGCAGAGAGCCAUUGAACAAGUUUUAUCAGGCAUCGCGGGGGUACACGUAUUUUUAGACGAUAUUACCGUAACGGGGAGAAAUGAUCAAGAGCAUUUUGAAAGGUUAGAAUUAGUAUUACAGAGACUAGAAGAAUAUGGUCUCAGAGUAAAUAAGCGGAAAAGUGAAUUUUUUAAGAAAUCUGUGAAUUAUUGUGGUCAUACAAUUGAUAAAUUUGGCCUCCACAAAACACAAGAAAAAAUCGAUGCAAUUACGAAGGUACCAGUUCCAAAAACUGUAUCUGAUUUGAAGAGUUUUUUGGGGUUAGUCAAUUACUACGGAAAAUUUAUUCCCAACUUAUCUACUCGUGUCGCUCCUUUCAAUAAAUUACUGCAGAAAGGUACUAAAUUUUUGUGGACUGCAGAAUGUGAAAAAGCUUUCAAGGCAUUGAAACAAGAAAUUGCUUCAGACCGAAUUUUAUGCCAUUAUGAUCCUAAGUUACCUCUUGUAUUACAAACUGAUGCAUCACCAGUUGGAAUAGGAGCAGUUUUAAGUCACAUUAUGCCAGAUGGUUCAGAAAAACCAGCAAUGUUUGCAUCAAGGUCAUUGACUAAAACGGAACGUAAUUAUUCGCAGAUAGACAAGGAAGCAUUGAGUAUCGUAUGGGGAGUAAAGAGAUUUUAUCAAUAUUUAUUUGGUCGACAUUUUGAUCUCGUAACCGAUCAUAAACCCCUAGUAUCAAUUUUCGCACCUAAUCGUAGUUUACCAUGUCUAUCAGCAACACGAAUGGUUCAUUAUGCACUUUUUCUCCAAGCAUUCAGUUAUACAAUCAAGUAUCGAAACACAAAGAAUCAUGGCAAUGCAGAUGCACUUUCACGGUUACCACUAGCAGUUGACAAGGGCUGUGAGUACUUGACUGAAGCAGACGUGACAAAUAUUUCGCAAGUUGAAUUAAUGCCUGUUACAGCAACCGACAUAGCUAGAGCUACUAAAACUGAUAGGAAAUUGUUCGAACUGUAUGAAAGUUUAAAAUCUGGAACUGAAUUACCUGUGCCUUGGAAAGGUAGAGAAUCUGAAUUUUCAUUGCAAAAUGGAUGCAUAAUGUAUGGUCAUAGAGUAUGCAUUCCUGAAAAGUACCAGAAUCAAGUUUUGGAAGAACUUCAUGUUGGACAUCCUGGAAUUGUCAAAAUGAAGGCCUUAGCUAGAAGCUACUGCUAUUGGCAAGGUAUGGAUGCCAGUAUAGCCAAUUUUGUUCAGAACUGUUCAGCUUGUAUCGCAACGAGGAACGAACCAGCAAGGAUAAAUCGACAUCCGUGGGAAUGGCCAAAUGGACCUUGGCAAAGGAUACACGUUGACUACGCUGGUCCUUUUAUGGGUAAAAUGUUUUUUGUAGUCUCUGAUGCAUAUUCGAAGUGGAUAGAAGUCAUUCCGAUGAAAAAUAUUACAGCUAGUUUUACAAUUCAUCAUCUUCGUAUUCUUUUUGCUCAUUAUGGAAUUCCCUUAACUUUGGUUAGUGAUAACGGCGCAAGUUUUACUAGUUACGAAUUUCGACAUUUUUUGAAACUGAAUAAUAUUAAACAUAUAACUUCAGCACCUUACCAUCCUGCUUCGAACGGACAGGCAGAAAGAAUAGUGCAGUUGUUCAAAGCUUCGUUGAAUUCCAGUAGAGGUGAUUCUGGAGAUCUAAAUGUGAAAUUACAAAGAUUUUUAUUACAGUAUAGAAUAACUCCACAUUCACUCACGGGAGAAACUCCGAGUGCCUUGUUUUUGAAGAGAUGUAUUCGCACUAGGCUUGAUCUUUUUAAACCAAAUUUGAGAGACAAAGUUGUUCAGAAACAGAGUUCGAGACUUAACACAGAAUCUAUCUUGCGUGAGUUUCAGGAAGGGGAGAAAGUAGCCGUAAGAAAUUAUUCCGGACCUAACAAAUGGAAAAUUGGAACAAUUAUAAACCGAGAUGGAACUUUGAGUUAUAGCAUACAAGUUGGAAAUGAAAUUUGGAAGAGACACGUAGAUCAAAUAAGGAAAUGUGGGAAGUCGAUUGAAUUAUCCCAAGCUGAUACUGAAAUUCCAAUUUACGAUAAAGAAUUGAAUUUUCCAGAUGAGCCAGUAUCCGAUGAUGUUGCUGAAUCGGAACCGCCUGCACCUGUACCUGAAGUUGUCCCUGAACCUAAGGAUGUACCUGUAUCUGCCACUCCAAGUGAUGAGAUGCCACCUGGGCCUGUACCAGAUGCUUCCGGAAAGCCGAAAACUGAUGUACCACUCCGACGCUCAAACCGAAUCAGGAGACCUCCAGAGAGACUGGUCCUGUGA